This is a messenger RNA of Oncorhynchus keta (chum salmon), 5533 nucleotides long. It is a transcript of the gene atp8b4, whose product is annotated as ATPase phospholipid transporting 8B4. Bases 378 to 4151 code for a protein of 1257 amino acids. The transcript has 31 exons. NCBI's taxonomy places the organism in Eukaryota, Metazoa, Chordata, Actinopteri, Salmoniformes, Salmonidae. Gene Ontology annotation, biological process: phospholipid translocation; Golgi organization. Gene Ontology annotation, cellular component: plasma membrane. Gene Ontology annotation, molecular function: ATP binding; ATPase-coupled intramembrane lipid carrier activity; ATP hydrolysis activity. The record is from RefSeq and is a predicted model, not a curated record.
AGACAGAGAGAGAGGGAGACAGGCAGAGAGAGAGAGAGAGAGAUAGGGAGAGAGAGACAGAGAGAGAGGGAGACAGGCAGAGAGAGAGAGAGAGAGGGAGACAGGCAGUGAGAGAGCGAGUGAGAGAAGCGCGGAGAGAGCGAGGGAGAGAAGCGAGGGAGAGAAGCGCGGAGAGAGCGAGGGAGAGAAGCGCACAGAUUCUCCAGAGCUGCAGAUGCGCCUACAUUUUCCUCGUUCGCCUUACCGAUGAUUCCCACUGUCUCCAUCUGAAUGGACGAUGUUGUCGGACAACCCUCGGCUACACCUGGAGGUCCCCUUACACAAUGGCAUCAUGUUCUAACAGAGGUAUCUACAUCGAAUGACAGCGGGGGAAAGAAAUGGCGGAGAAAUGGUUGUGGAUGUUAAUACCACGGAGGGGAUGCUGGAGCUCACGUGGGAAAGGUGCUGGACAAGAGGAAGAACGACAUGUGAGAGCCAAUGACAGGGACUACAAUGAAAAGUUCCCAUAUGCUGACAAUCACAUCAGAACCUGCAAGUACAACGUCUUCACCUUCCUGCCCAUCAAUCUGUUUGAGCAGUUCCAGAGAGCUGCUAAUGCAUACUUCCUAGUGCUGCUCAUAUUACAGUUGAUCCCUGAGAUCUCCUCGCUGUCCUGGGUCACCACCACUGUGCCUCUGGUCAUGGUGCUGUUGAUCACUGCAGUUAAAGAUGCCACUGACGACUAUUUCAGGUAUAAAAGCGAUCAGCAGGUCAACAGUCGUCAGUCUCAGGUACUCAGGGGAAAUCUACAGAAUGAAAAGUGGAUGAAUGUACGCGUGGGAGAUAUCAUCAAGCUGGAAAACAAUCACUUUGUGACAGCUGACAUUCUGCUGCUCUCUAGUAGUGAACCAUAUGGACUGUGUUACAUAGAAACGGCUGAGCUAGACGGGGAGACCAAUCUGAAGGUUCGUCAGGCUUUGACUGUGACCUCAGACUUGGGAGCAGACAUAACAAAGCUGGCUGACUUCAAUGGAGAAGUUAUCUGUGAGCCUCCCAACAACAAGCUGGACAAGUUCACAGGUACUCUGUACUGGAGAGAUAACAAGUACCCUCUGGAUAAUGAAAAGAUGCUGCUGAGAGGCUGUGUGCUCCGGAACACGGAGUGGUGCUUCGGAAUGGUCGUCUUUGCUGGGCUGCAAACCAAACUGAUGCAGAACUGUGGGAGGACUAAAUUCAAAAGGACCAGCAUUGAUAAACUGAUGAACACUUUAGUUUUAUGGAUAUUUGGCUUCCUAGUCUGCAUGGGUGUGAUCCUGGCUAUUGGCAACACCAUCUGGGAGCAGAAGGGUGGGAGGAGCUUCAGUGUCUAUCUCCUGUGGGAUGAACCAAUCAGAAACAACAAUGUGGUGUUCUCUGGGUUCCUCACCUUCUGGUCUUACAUCAUCAUCCUCAACACAAUGGUGCCCAUCUCUCUCUACGUCAGUGUGGAGGUUAUUCGUCUGGGCCACAGUUACUUUAUUAACUGGGACAGGAAGAUGUAUUACAUCCAGAAGGACACUCCAGCUGAGGCCAGAACCACCACGCUCAAUGAGGAGCUGGGCCAGGUGGAGUUUAUCUUCUCAGACAAGACAGGAACUCUCACACAAAACAUCAUGGUCUUCAACAAAUGCUCCAUCAACGGGAAGAGCUACGGUGAUGUUUAUGAUGAGUUCGGCCAUAAAGUGGAAAUUACAGAGAGAACGGCCUGUGUAGAUUUCUCUUUCAACCCUCUGAGUGACAGGAAGUUUAAGUUUCAUGACAGUAGCCUGUUGGAGGCCAUCAAGAUGGAGGAGCCAUCAGUGCAGGACUUCUUCAGACUGCUGGCUUUGUGUCAUACUGUCAUGCCUGAGGAGAAGAAUGAAGGGGAUCUGGUGUACCAGGCCCAGUCGCCUGACGAGGGAGCCCUGGUCACAGCCGCACGGAACUUUGGCUUUGUGUUUCGUUCCAGAACCCCGGAGACCGUCACGCUGUACGAGAUGGGGACGGCCGUCAACUACCACCUCCUGGCCAUCCUCGACUUCAACAACGUGCGCAAGAGAAUGAGUGUCAUUGUAAGGAACCCAGCGGGCCACAUCAGGCUGUACUGUAAAGGAGCUGACACCAUCAUCUUCGACAGACUGGACCCGUCCAACCAUGUUCUCAUGAACACUACCUCAGAGCAUCUUUACGAGUUUGCUGGUGAAGGCUUGCGAACACUGGCCCUGGCCUACAAAGACCUAGAUGAGAAUGUAUUAGAGGAAUGGAUGAAGAGGCUCCUGUGUGCCAGCACUGUGAUAGAGAACAGAGAGGAGGGACUGGCUGAUCUCUACGAGGAAAUAGAGACAGGCCUCAUGCUCCUAGGAGCCACAGCAGUAGAAGACAAACUGCAGGAGGGGGUUCCUGAAACAAUCACCUGUUUGACCCUGGCCAACAUCAAGAUCUGGGUUCUCACUGGGGAUAAGUUAGAGACGGCGGUGAACAUCGGCUACUCCUGCAACAUGCUGAGAGACGAUAUGAACCAAGUGUUUAUCAUAUCAGGACAUUCUGUCUUAGAGGUGCAGCAGCAACUCAGGUUAGGCCUCAUGGUCAUGAAAGAGACUCUCAGUCAUGACUAUACCUGCAGGAGUGCUAAGGAGCACAUCCUGGGCCUGGGUAGAGUCAGCGGUACUGUAGAUGUGGAGAAGACAGAUGACUUCUCAGACGAUUCUGUAUUUGAAGAAACCAUCAUAGCAGAGUAUGCCUUAAUCAUCAAUGGACACAGUCUGGCCCAUGCCCUGGAGCCUGAGCUGGAGCAGGUCCUUCUGGAGACUGCCUGUCUGUGUAAGACAGUGAUCUGCUGUAGGGUGACUCCCAUGCAGAAGGCCCAGGUGGUGGAGCUGGUCAAGACGAACAAGAUGGCUGUGACUCUGGCCAUAGGAGACGGAGCCAAUGACGUCAGCAUGAUCAAGACUGCUCAUAUAGGUGUAGGUAUAUCAGGUCAGGAGGGCAUGCAGGCUGUGCUAGCCUCCGACUACUCCUUUGCCCAGUUCCGCUAUCUGCAGCGUCUCCUGCUGGUCCACGGCCGCUGGUCCUAUUUCCGCAUGUGCAACUUCCUGUUCUACUUCUUCUACAAGAACUUUGCCUUCACCCUGGUGCACUUCUGGUUCGGCUUCUUCUGUGGUUUCUCAGCUCAGACGGUUUAUGACCAGUGGUUUAUCACUCUCUUCAAUAUAGUCUACACAUCCCUGCCAGUUCUGGCCAUGGGGCUUUUCGAUCAGGAUGUGAACGAAGCCAACAGCCACCGCUACCCUAGCCUGUACCGUCCAGGACAGCUCAAUGUCCUGUUCAACAAGAGACAGUUCUUCCUGUGUACGCUACAGGGGGUGGGCACCUCCUUCCUCCUCUUCUUCAUCCCCUACGGAGCCUUCUGCCUCGUCGCCAGGGACGACGGAUCACACAUCUCAGACCAGCAGGCUUUCGCCGUCAUCAUAUCAACAUCCUUGGUCAUAGUGGUGAGCGUUCAGAUUGGACUGGACACCUACUAUUGGACAGCUGUGAAUCACGUAUUUGUGUGGGGUAGCCUGGCUGUCUACUUUGCCAUUCUAUUCGCUAUGCACAGUGACGGCCUCUUCAGCAUAUUCCCCAGCCAUUUUCCUUUCAUUGGCACAGCCCGUAACUGCCUGACUCAGAAGAGUGUGUGGCUGGUUAUAAUGCUGACCACCGUGGCGUGUGUCAUGCCAGGGUUGGCAGUCCGCUUUCUGAAGACAGACCUUUACCCCACUCUGACAGACAAGGUGCGGAGCCUGCAGCAGGCCAGCAGAAAGCUGGGUCCCAAGGAGCAGAACCUGAGACGUGUUCGGAGGACCAGCUCCCGGCGCUCAGCCUACGCCUUCUCCCACCAACAGGGCUAUGGAGAGCUCAUAACCUCAGGGAAGAACAUGAAGGUCACCCCCAACACUGCUGCCCCGUCCCCAUCCCUGUCCCCAUCGUCCCCUGGAAGGGUCCACAACAGCAGAAGUUUGAUAGAGGGCAUGUCGAAGAGGAAGGGGGAAACACCGGUAGCCUGUGUCUCUGAUGAGGCCUACGGAACAUCCGGAACCUCGGAAGGCAACACUAGAACUCAACAGACUGUAAUGGAUUCUAAUGUUGUUUCCAAUGGGGCCGUUCAGACAUGACCCUUCACGACCUGUUUUUAGAUUCCUAACAAGCUGUUUAGACUACAAGAUGAUCCUGUGCGUCUACACCUGGCUCAGUGAGUAAGAGUUAGAGCAUGGUGCGGUCAACAUCAGGGUGGGGUUCGAUUUCCCACAUUGGAUCGAUCGGCCACAUAUACAGGUAACUGCCAAAGUAAUGGAAACACUUUAGUAAAUGAGGGUUCUGGCAGCUCUGUUAUGGUGCGAGGUGUGUUAUCCUGCCAUGGUUUAUGUCCACUGAACCCCCUUCGAGAGCAAGGUAAACUCCAAUAAAUACACAGCCAUUCUGAGUGAUACAACAGCCAUUUCUAUCCUGAUGGGAGUGGUCUCUUCCAGGAUGACAAUGCCCCCCUAUCCACAGAGAACGAGUGGUCACUGUAUGGUUUGAUGAGCAUGAAAACGGUGUAAACCAUAUGCCCAUGGCCAUCUCAGUCAUCAGAUCUCAAAAACAAUUGAACACUUCUAGAGCGGUGCCUGAGACAACAUUUUACACCACCAUCAAAAAAAACAACACCAAAUUGAAAAUGAUUGUGGACGAAUGGUGUUGCUACCCUCCAAUAGAGAUUCAGGCAUUUAUAGAAUCUAUGCCAAGAGGUGCAUUAAAGCUGUUCUGGCUCGUGGUGCCCCCAACGCCCUAUUAUAACACUUUAUGUUGGUGUUUCCUUUAUUUUGGCAGGUACAUGUUUGUCACUGUCAAUGUUGACAGUUCUGUGAGUCACUUUGGAUAAAAGCGUCUGGUAAAUGACUAUACUGUGGUCUGGACAAGCAGCAGCACACAAGAAAAUGGAGAGUAAGUCAAACUCAAUCAUCAGAGGACAUGAGCGCACCGGCAAGCAGGCUCCAAAAGAACCAGCACAGGAACCAGCACAGGAAUAUCCAAUCAGUUUCUGCUCUGGGAUCAAGUCAUGUUCAGAAAGAUCACUAUAGGCUCUAGUCCAUCUGAAUCAGUGGAGCGUUACAGAUUUAAACUCUAAGGUCAUUUUUACUAUUGAGCCGUCGUCGGCAGUGAAUGCAGUCUCCGCUAACAUCGCCUUUAAAUUCAAAUCACACUGUAACGCUUAAUUUCCGCGAUACGGAUUGAAUAGAGACCUAAGCAUUGGAGUUUUGAUUUUUGGUGGAGAUCUCCUUUUCAAUAAAUGUAGGAGUAGAUAGAUUUUUCAGUAGCCUGGGCUGGACAGGUAUGAGUUUGGUAUCAUAGCCACUUGAAACAGUGAUAAAAUACAGGUAUGUACUUCAGGCUGCUUUAGGAAAACAUUCAGCACAACUCUAUCAUUGUUAGAACACUGUGUUACAAAUCAUCUUUUGCCGAUGACCAUGAAUAUGCUAAAUGUUAUUUAAAAAUUAAAAACAAUUCUGGUUUUGCA